AUGUUGGUGUCUCAAGUAUAUUCUUAUAAGGACUUGUUAUUGGCCUUGCUACGUGAUGCUAUUGGUGAGGGUUCUGUGCGUAGAGAACUUCAUGCCAAUGAAUUAGCUGAUAUGCUUCGCAAAACUUUAUUGCCCCGAAGGUACCUUAUCCUUGUUGAUGACGUGUGGGAAAAUAGUGUUUGGGAUGAUUUAAGUGGUUGUUUUCCAGAUGUCAAUAACAGAAGCAGAAUCAUUCUAACAACAAGACAUCAUGAAGUUGCCAAAUAUGCUAGUGUUCAUAGUGAUCCCCUUCAUCUUCGUAUGUUUGACGAAGUUGAAAGUUGGAAGUUGCUUGAAAAUAAAGUGUUUGGUGAACAAAGCUGUUCCCCUCUCCUAAAAAAAGUUGGGCUAAGAAUAGCAAAAAUGUGUGGACAACUCCCUCUUUCAAUUGUUUUGGUGGCUGGUAUUCUGUCGGAGAUGGAAAAGGAAGUAGAAUGUUGGGGAACAAGUGGCCAACAAUUUGGGUACCCACAUUCACAAUGA
Molecule: messenger RNA, 522 nt
Organism: Solanum tuberosum (potato)
Lineage: Eukaryota; Viridiplantae; Streptophyta; Magnoliopsida; Solanales; Solanaceae
Product: putative late blight resistance protein homolog R1A-3
Exons: 1
Coding region: 1-522 (173 amino acids)
Biological process (GO): defense response to other organism
Molecular function (GO): ADP binding
Source: RefSeq, a predicted model, not a curated record